GCGCGUACCAAGUCUGAGGGAGGGGGCCCGAUAUGCCAAAUCGGAAAAGGGGGUGGUCCGGGAAAAGGGGGUAAGAUGCCUAUCCCAGUCCCUCUCAUUGGGCUCCUCAUUUCAAGAGGAACAAACAAGAGCAAACUCAGUGUCGAGCGGCCCCAACCCGGACUCAAGCCCUGGAGGCCCGGGAAGGCCGCCUGCGGAGGAGCCCCCGCAGACGCCAUACUAAAAGCCAAAAUGGCUGCCCCGAGGAGGGCCGCACAGCGUAGCUAGUGAAGCCUGGGGAGCAAGCUUCUGCGGGAAAGAGGGAGGGGAACGCCAGGAAAGCCGUUGAGAAGACUAUCACACCCCAAGUAGCACAGGUUCCAAUUACAACCAUCCCUUAUAUAACUUUUGAACUAUAUUUGGAAAAAUACUGGCCAAGAAAGAAAAAUGAUAAAAUUUUUCCUCAUGGUGAAUAAACAAGGGCAGACGCGACUUUCUAAGUACUAUGAACAUGUGGAUGUUAAUAAGCGUACGCUUCUGGAAACAGAAGUCAUAAAGAGCUGUCUCUCUCGAUCCAAUGAGCAAUGCUCUUUCAUUGAAUAUAAAGAUUUUAAGCUGAUAUAUCGGCAGUAUGCAGCUCUCUUCAUUGUGGUUGGAGUUAAUGACACUGAGAACGAGAUGGCUAUUUAUGAAUUCAUUCAUAACUUUGUGGAAGUUUUAGAUGAGUAUUUCAGCCGAGUGAGUGAAUUAGAUAUAAUGUUUAAUUUAGAUAAAGUACACAUCAUUUUGGAUGAGAUGGUGUUAAAUGGCUGCAUUGUGGAAACUAACAGGGCGAGAAUUCUUGCCCCUCUACUAAUUCUUGAUAAGAUGUCAGAAAGCUGAAAGGAAGUCUCUUUCAGACAACAUGGAUUUAUCAGAAAUGUGAGUACCAUGGAAUAUAUCUCACCAUUUGUAACCCAGAAGAAAGUAUGCCAGUUUUCUGUCAGCCAAUGAAGUUUUAAAAUUUAAACAGACAUUUUGAGUAAUGUUUUCUGAAGGCUUUUUCUUUUCUUGUUUUUUUUUUGAGAUGGAGUAUAGCUCUGUCGCCUGGUACAUU
Saimiri boliviensis boliviensis (Bolivian squirrel monkey) is the source of this 1075-nucleotide messenger RNA. Lineage: Eukaryota; Metazoa; Chordata; Mammalia; Primates; Cebidae. The record is from RefSeq and is a predicted model, not a curated record.